CCCAGUCCGGAUGUUCCCCAGUAGCGAAUAACGAGCAGCAGUGUGUGAAUGUGGCAGCCGAGGUAGACAGGGAGGGGUAGAUAGACUGACCACACCGGGCUUUUUGUCCUUUUUCUUUAUUUUUCUUUUCUUGCGGAACCGAGUGUUUACAGUUUACAUCCCGUCGCGGUUGUAAACUUGUUUGUGGGGCAGAAAACCGGGCCGCCGCCGCUUUUCUCCGGGACUAACCGCUGUCGUUGUGAAAACAGUCCAGAAGAAAGAAGGGAGAGGGAGAAACAACAUGGGGCGAUAAUAAAAAAAAAAAGGUGUUGUGUUGUGAGCCGACGAUGACUCUCUGGGAGGACCCGUGAAGCUUAUUUAUUUUUAUUUAUUCCCCCCUCUUCCCUUCCCUUGUGUCCGCUUUUGUUUUAUUUUAAAAAUCUCUCCUCCCCUUGCUAGUUUGGGAGACAGUUUUGUUUUUUAAGGAAAAGGCACCGGGACACGUUACGAGAGGACCGAAGGAUGGACCAAGCCGGCAUCCUGAGAAAGUUUAUCCAGGGGGUGAAGACCAUGAGCGAGGGGGACGAGGAGAGGGGAGAGGACAACUUCGGCAGCGACUUUAUGCGGUUACGGCGGUUAUCAACCAAGUACCGGACGGAGAAGAUCUACCCCACCAACGUAGGAGAGAGGGAGGAGAAUGUCAAGAAGAACAGAUAUAAAGAUAUACUGCCAUUUGACCACAGUAGGGUGAAGCUGGCAUUAAAAACAACCAAUCAGGACACAGAUUACAUCAAUGCUAACUUCAUCAAGGGUAUGGACGGCCCAGAGGCCUACAUUGCAACUCAGGGCCCACUGCCAAACACUGUCAUCGACUUCUGGAGGAUGAACUGGGAGUACAAUGUCGCUGUUAUUGUAAUGGCUUGUCGAGAAUUUGAGAUGGGAAGGAAAAAGUGUGAGCGGUAUUUCCCGCUGCUUGGGGAGGAGACCAUGAGUUUCGGCCCUUUUAGAAUCUCCUGUGAAUCAGAACAGACCCGAACAGACUACUUUAUCAGGACGUUGGUGGUGCAGUAUGAAAAUGAAACUCGGAGAAUAACUCAGUUCCAUUACAUGAACUGGCCAGAUCACGACGUCCCCUCAUCAUUCGACUCCAUACUGGACAUGAUCGGACUAAUGCGAGAAUACCAAGAGAAUGACGACGUCCCUAUCUGUGUGCACUGCAGUGCAGGCUGUGGGAGGACGGGUGCUAUCUGUGCUAUCGACUACACAUGGAACCUCCUCAAAGCUGGGAAAAUUCCAGAAGAUUUUAAUGUUUUCCGGUUGAUCCAAGAGAUGAGGACGCAGCGACAUUCUGCAGUUCAAACAAAGGAGCAGUAUGAGUUAGUUCACAGAGCAAUCGCUCAGCUUUUUCAGAAACAACUGCAGCUGCUGGAGAGUCCCACCAACACGCAGAUACACGAUGGCAUGGAUGAAAGCAGUCCGGACAAAGCAAGCCACCAGUCAGAUGAUGAAAGAUGGGACACUCCACCUCCAAAACCUCCCCGUAUACGCAGUUCCCAGGCAGAAGGUGACGUCAAGGAGGAGAUUCUUCAGCCCCCGGAGCCUCACCCAGUACCUCCCAUUCUGACCCCGUCUCCCCCCUCAGCCUUCCCCACCGUCACCAACGUACGGCAGGACAACGACCGCUACCAUCCCAAACCUGUCAUACACGUCCUCGCUACGGCACAGCACAACGUGACACAGAAAAAGGACGCGGACCAGCAGCAGAACCAGUCAGAGCCCAGUCCAAACAAGCAGACCAGCCCGUCGGAGCAGAAAGACCAAGACCUGCUAAGCCGUAAGCAGCAGACUCAUGUCUCAAAUCUGGAUCUCAAUGACAACUACAACAACAAAUUGUCUUCAACGUCGACAAAGUCCGAAUCAGUCCAAAGCCAAACUCCCUCGUCGCCCCUCUCCCCCGUUGUUGAGUGUUCUGGCGCUCCUCGGCUCGAGAGGAAGCUCAGCAUUGAGAUUAAAAAGGUGCCGUUGCAGGAAGGACCUCGUAGCUUUGACACCUCCUCCUCCAUGGGAGUAGCGAGCGGCACCAGUUCAAGCAAUAGCAGCUGCGCUCUGCAAAGAGGCCACGCUUUCAAAGCUCGCUCUGGUCAGUCCCUGCUGACGUCCAGCUCCUCGCUGUCGGAGGAUUCGGGCACCGAGGGAGGAGCAGGAGGAUGUGGGGAGAGUCAUGCAGAUGGAGGCGUCCUGACCAGACCGAACCACCUCCCUGUGAAGAGCAGCGAGAAGAGCGACGCUCAGGGAGGAGACCUGAAAGCCGGCCACGCAGCCUGGACUCAGCCCUGCAACAGCCCCGAAAAACUCUUCCCCAAGACCUCCUCCUCCUCUUCCUCCUCGGACCGUGUCGCUCCAUCCUCCUCUUCCUCCUCCCACCUCUCCUCCUCCUCUUCCUCCUCCUCCUCCACCCCCGUUAGGACUGCCCUGAGCUUCACCAACCCCCUGCACUCGGAUAACUCGGACGAGGAGGGGAACGGAGAGAUGUCUGGAGGAAAGGAGGGAUACCGUACAAGUGUAUCCACGGCGACGGCCAUGGUAACCACACCCCCUCACCAAGGAGACCAGCAGCCUGUCAGGAAGGUGUUGCCCUUGUCACUCGCCGGACAGAGCACACCGUCACCCUCUGCAACCCCAGCAAACUGCUGGGACAGCGACGACUCCCCUCCCCCCCUCCCCGAGAGAACCCCCGAGUCCUUCAUUCUGGCCACAGACCCUUUGGACAUGAAAACGUCCGCCUCUGCCGAAUGGAGCAGUUCACAUAAAGAUGUGUCAGAUUGUGUCAACAAGACAUCUCCAGCUGACCCUACAUCUACUGGCACCACAGCAACAGACAGCAAGGCAGAGCUCGGUGGGGUUCGGUAACCGCUGCAUUCAGCCCAAAGGCCCUCGAGAACCCCCCCUGGAGUGGACAUGAUGGAACAAUCCGUCUUCCCGUCCGCCAACAAAGUCCUCCAUCGUCAGGAAAUGGACUCUACCGAUCUCACCUGGCUGGUCCAAAAACCAAGUAGAUAGAUGCUCUGCAGACAAACGGCACAUUUUUACACAGAACGUCCUUCUGUGUGACUCUGUGUCUCUUCAUCUACUCUUCCUCCUCCUUCAAAGUGCCACUGUGCGAAGCUGGGCAGUUACCGCUCAGAGACUCGUCCGUUUUCGAACAAAGCUCACGUUUUUCUCCUCAGCUUGCUGAUGUCAGAGGGUUUCUCUAGAUGCUGACCGUGGAUCAGUCCGGCUAUUUCCUUGUUAAUGGUUAAAGCAUAAUUCCUGUGUUUUCAUUGUUUUUGGCGACUUAAGAGUAGACUAAGAAAGGGUGUAGUUUUCUCCCUGAUCUGUACACACUUCAAGAAAAUUGUCCUUUCUUUGGCUAGAAGAGAGAAGAGAGAUGUAGGAGUGACUCUUAAUAAAAAGUGUUCAGAUUGAACACUUUGUUUCAUGCCAAAUGAGAAGAAAGUUACCUUUUUGUUCAAAUCAGGAAUUAUCUUUAAUCAGAAAAGCUACUGUAGGAGGCGAGAGAUGUAACUAAACUCCUAGACGUUGUCUGCUGCCUCCUACUGAAUGAACAACAAUCUUCAAAGCGAACUUAGAUAAUCUGUUACCCAUGAUGCAACCUUUUCUGUUGGGUAUGUACAGGUUGCCAGGGUGCGCUCUCUCUCUCUCUCUCCCUCUCUCUCUCUCUCUCUCUCUCCCUCUCUCUCUCUCUCUCUCCCUCUCUCUCUAAUCUCUCUCUCUCUCCCUCUUUCUAUGUGCUGGUGCUACAUUACAAAGGAUCAGCAUAGAAACAGAAGCGCUAGAGCUGACUGUUACCAACAUUCACCCGUUCCUCACCUCCGUUGUGGUUUCCCAUAGGAUUUACUCCUGUGUUAGCUGAAGUAAUACCAGCUCUAGUAUUUUAAAUUUCUAUGCUCUUUUGCCAGAGUCAUGGGCUAACACAGUUUGGUCAUUGCAAUCUGUUUUUAGGGGAAAUAUGUAGCUGGAGCCACUAAGUAGUUACCUUCAUUUACACUGGUUUUUCCAGUUUUCAUGCUAAGCUAACAGGCUGCUUCAUGUUUACUGUGCAGACAUGACGGUGUUCUCAGCAAGACAGAAAAGAAGUGCAUUGUGGUUGUUUGCGUUAAAUAUCUGCUCAUACCAUAACAGUGGAUGUGAAUAGUUAACCCUCCUGCUGUCCUCAUUUACUGGCACCAAAAAAAUGUAUCUUCCUUGUCUGAAAAAAUUCCAAAAUUCAGCAAAAAAAUUCCGCAAAUUUCCGCAAAAGAAAAUUUCAAUAAGUCCUUAAAAGUUUUAUUUUAAAGAAAUCCCCCAUAUUUGGUAAGAAAAUUCCUGUAAAUAUUUUCAAAAAAUUAGUAAAAAUCUUCCAAAAAAUCCUAAAAAUAUAUAAAGUGAUUGCAUAUUCAUCACUAAAACUUCUAAUAUUUUCUUUAAGAACAUUCACAAAAAAAUCUACCAAAAUCCAGCUAAUUUCACUGGAUUUUGGCUGAUUUUUUUUAUGAAUGUUCUUAAAGAAACAUUUUUUUAACAUUUCAUUUUUCUAGCUAAAAAAUUCCUAAAAAUGUUGAAAAUGUGGACAUAGAAAUGUAAUUUUUUUCCACAUUUUCAAACUCUAAAACGGGUCAAUUUGAUCCGCAGGACGACAGGAGGGUUAAUAGGAGACCAAAGAGCAGUGUUCCCUCUCAAAUAAGCUAAUCUGAAUCAUUUUAGGAGGCCCAGCUUGUAGGAAAAAUAGAAGAAACAUCAUUUGUGUAGAAGAAGUUUGUGUUUUUUUUUUUUUCAGAUUCGUGUCAGGACCUUCAACUCUGAUGACUCCGACCCCCAGAAUUUCUGUAAUUUCCGUUCUUUAUUGGAAUCACAUCAGAGGUGAAGUGACUUUAAAGACGUCGGUAAUGACCAAACUGGUCAACUCUGUGACUCUGACUCUCACUGCUGCGACCAUGAGCCUGCCUUAGUCCGCCUCUCAGAGAAGACAGCCAACGACAACCCUCCUUAAUUUGUCUUCUCCUUCGACUUCUUUUCUCUCUUUGUGUUUCUGGCUUCUCUCGGUCUUUACUUCAGACUCCUUUUCACAGUUUUUGUUUUGUUUUGCUGUUGUCCUCUUUCCUUUCCGUUCUCUCGUCGGUGAGGCCCCCAGAUGAUCAACCGUGAGAGGUUUUCAUUUCAGCAGCUCACCUCAGUGUUUCGGAGUAUGAAUGUCACGCAUAACCUGAAACACUUGAAACCUGAAACCUGGGACUCCACACGUUCGCCGCUCCUCUGAACACCAGACUUGUUUUGGUUUCUCAUCUGACGGCUUGUUGUUCUUUCACCUGCUUCUGAGACAAUGAUCCAAUCAGACAACAGCAGCUUAGGGACCCAGGACUACUGUUUUAUCCUUUUCCUUAACUUCUCCUUCAUUAGCUACCACAACUAUACAGUAUAUGCAUUGUUUUAUAAAGAUAAAGAACUGUACAGGGCAGUUUAGGUAUAUAAUAUUUCAGAUUUGUUUUUUGUUUUUUUUGCUAUCUCUUAAAUGUUCCUAUUAACAGAAGAUGUAAGAAAGUCAGUGCAUGAUGAUGAUGAUGAUGAUGAUGAUUCCUCCCCUCUACACAAUGUUUUUUUCCUUCAAACUAUAAAUUAUUCUGCUACCCUUUUGUUUUUGCUUUCCAGUAAAUAUUUCAGGGUUGUUUUAUUUUUAUGUUCGAAUUAUUUGCUUAACAGAUUGAGAGAAAUAGAAAACAAAUGUUGUUUUAAUUGGUUGGCAGAGGAAAAGCAUAGACUGCCAGCCGGCCCCCUUUCAGAUAGCUACGACAGGCUCUGAGUAAGAUUGUAAUAAUAAUAUUAAUGAUGAUGAUGAUAAUAAUAAUAAUAAUGGUCGUUUUUUUGUAAAUGGUAUUUUAAAAGUUAUUUUUGUAUACGCGGUUGUUUGUUGCGUCACAAGUCCACUGCCCGACCCAAACCCCGAAUUCUCUCUUCUCCUUUACUCUUUCCAUGUUUUUCAUUUUUAGUUUUUUUUUUGCUCUUUCAGUACAACUGAGAUGGAGCAUUUCUUUAUUUUUCUCUCCUCUUGCUUCCUUCUCGCUUAACUUGCUGCCUUCUUUUGACAAAACACAAAAGAAGCGGCACUCUUUUUAACUUUCUCAUCUGUUUUGCCUCCAUCUCUUUCUGUUUAUUCGCCCCCUUCGUCCCUCGAUCCUCCCCCGUCCACCCACCUACCUCCCCCACACUCACACGAGCCUCGAUCUCAGAAAAGAGCCCACCUGUGCCUUUAAGAGAGAGCCCGCCCUCCCUGCCCCCCGCUGCCCCGUCCUCCAAUCAUUGUUAGUGGCAUGAGCGUGAGCGACGUGAUUCGCUGCUGCUUGCUCAUCACCUCCUGUGGGACUCUCAUUCAGCCACGCCCUCCUGCCCCCUCCUCCCGUCACACAUGAACACACACACGCAAACACACACACACACACACACACGAUGUUUGUAUGUUGCAGAAAUCAAUCAGUAAAAAUGAACAUUAAGUAAAGACAA
This is a messenger RNA of Acanthochromis polyacanthus (spiny chromis), 6513 nucleotides long. RefSeq names its product protein tyrosine phosphatase non-receptor type 12 (gene ptpn12). The record is from RefSeq and is a predicted model, not a curated record. Lineage: Eukaryota; Metazoa; Chordata; Actinopteri; Pomacentridae. Gene Ontology annotation, molecular function: non-membrane spanning protein tyrosine phosphatase activity. The transcript has 18 exons. Bases 502 to 2889 code for a protein of 795 amino acids. Gene Ontology annotation, cellular component: nucleus; cytoplasm. Gene Ontology annotation, biological process: peptidyl-tyrosine dephosphorylation.